AAAAGUGAUGUUUUGGAAGGCGCAUGAAUAACUGAAAUAUUCAGGAAAAUGGAUAUGAAUCACAGCCACAGAGCUUAAGUAAAAGCUUACCUGAUUGGAUUUAUUCAAAUUAUUUCCUAUAGCAUGAGAGCUGAAGACCCGGGCAUGGGAACCACAAUGGCAGAGUUUUCCAUUCUCACUCAUUGCAGGGCAUGAUGGUUUUGCAAUACUUGGAAGUGUGCUUUUUGAUAUGAAAAUUUGGUGGACCAAGUUUAUGCUCAUCCGUGCAUCUUUGCAUUUGAUUGGUUUGAGUUCCUGACGAGGCAUGUGCAAACAAUCCACUUGCUCCCACUUGUUUUUAGCCCAAUCUAAUCAACAUGCAUGCCUCCUCUCACUCUCUCUCCAAUCAGAGAUGAGUGAAGGGGUUUCUACACUUGAAGAUAAACUAUGUUUUCUUUUAGACAUAUGUGACAAUUUGAGGAGCUUCAGCAAUGACUUGUGGUUUUCAUUAUAACAAGACAAAAGAAAAGCUUCUUGUGGGUGAUCUUGCCAAGUUGUAGGAGCUAAUCCUAUUGGUUCCAUUCCACUGUGGUCCUCUCACGUUCAUCAUUCAUCGAGGUUGAGUAUUAUUUCAGUGAUGAAAAUCUGCCUGCAGAUAAAUUUCUGUUGAAACAAAUGAAGAAGGAUAAGGCAGGAUUUGUGCCCAUUGCACUUAUUGCAUCUUUCAGGAAAAUGAAAAAGCUUGUACAGGAUCUCUGUUUGAUUGAGGCAGCACUCCGGACAUCGACUGAGCUUGUUGUUAGUUCAGAUGGAAAAAGAGUAAAAAGAUCAAAGCCAUUGUCAAUUGCUGAAAUAAAUGAUGCUAAAGCACGAACUAUUCUGGUGGAGAAUCUACCUCAGGAUUAUUCAACUGCAAAUAUGCAAAAGAUCUUUGGGAAUGUUGGAAAGAUAAAUGAGAUUACUAUUUGUGAUCCUCAUCUAGUGGAGGAAUCAGCAAACAAUAAAAAGGUGAAGGCAGUGAGCAGCAAGCUCCAUGCACUGAUUGAGUACGAGACGGUUGAGACUGCAAAGAGUGCUGUGGCCACACUGAAUGAUGAAAAGAAUUGGAGGACGGGGAUGCGGGUUGAGAUUCUUCUUGAGCGAAUGAGAAAAUAUGGGCUUAUACAAAAGGAUCAUAAGGAGACACUUCCUGAAAAGAAGACUAGGGCUGAAGAACCAAAUACAGAUGCUGCUUAUGUUGAUGGACGAAGUUCAAAAGCCACAUAUGAUAAUGUUGGGAUGGCCAACAAAGGGGAAGAGGAGCAUCUUCCUAGUGAAAAGGCAGGGCGAAGAGGUCGAUACAAAAGCCGUGGAAGAGGUCAACUUCCUCAAAAUUCAAAUAAGGAUGCUAAUGAUCAUGGCUCUUCUUUGACCUCUGAAAUUGUGAGCAAACCUCUUCCAGGGCCCAAAGAUGCCAGAUGGAACCAGAGGGUUUACAAUGGGGCGAGGCAAACCGAUUGUUUAGCACUACAAUCAAUCAGGAUGUAAAGAUAUAACAAGACGAGGGGAAAAAAAUUGUUCUCUUUCAAGUGGUUUCCUGCACAAUUUGUUUUCAGGUUUUCUUUUAAUGUAUCUUUUCGUGUUUUCUCAACUUUUCAAUCCACAAACAGGGAUGACAAAUGCAAAAGAUGUUGAUUGUCUGUCAUUUUUACUCGUGCUCUAUUUGCAAGUGAAAAAUGUGAAAAUGAUACAAUUUCUUUGCUCGACA
Dioscorea cayenensis subsp. rotundata (Guinea yam) is the source of this 1726-nucleotide messenger RNA. Its product is annotated as la-related protein 6A-like. Bases 655 to 1506 code for a protein of 283 amino acids. Lineage: Eukaryota; Viridiplantae; Streptophyta; Magnoliopsida; Dioscoreales; Dioscoreaceae. The transcript has 12 exons. Gene Ontology annotation, molecular function: mRNA binding. Gene Ontology annotation, cellular component: nucleus. The record is from RefSeq and is a predicted model, not a curated record. Gene Ontology annotation, biological process: RNA processing.